UCACUGUCGAUGAAGAAAUAGAGAGUUUCCGAUCGCCGACGCAGCUACGACGGGGACGUUUGCGAGGCCUGGAAAUAGCGCGGUCAGAAAAAAUUGCCUACCCCCCGUGAUUACUUCUCGUCCGGCCUACGACGCAAAAUUCGAAAAUUUCCGUCGGAGGAAGAACGCAGAAUUUUUAAGCCUUAUCAAAUCGACCUAUUUCAGAGGGAAAAUGGCAACAGAACCACUAUCCAAAGAAAUGGAAAGCCGACCCGUGCACAAAAUGACAUGGACCAAGCAGCAUGAUGUGCUACUUUGUAGAGAAGUGCUGGUUGUCCAGCCAUUUCAAUUUAGGCAUGGCACCCAUGACCGAGGGCAAUGCUGGGAGCGAAUUGCCAAUAAUUUGAAUUUGGUGGAGCAUCCUCACUUCAUAGUUGACCAAAGGUCAGUGAGAGAUCGCUUCACCAAACUUGAAAAAGAUUUUAAAAGGAAAAAGGCCAGCGAGGAAAGAGCCAGUGGUAUCAGUCCAGAAGAGCCUGAUGAGCUGGAUCAGGCUCUUGAGGAUAUUACAGAGACUGCAAGGGAGCAGCAAGAACAGUUGUUGAGGGGAGAGGUAAAAAAGAAAAAUGACAUUGAGAAAGAAAAAGAAACAGCAGAGGCAGUGAGGAAGAGGGCAAUGGAGAGAAUGGGGGAGACAAGGGAGAGGGAGAAUGUAGAAAGAGAGAGGAAGAAGAAAAGGCAUGGGGGGGAUACAGUGGAGUAUUUAAAGGAAAAGAGAGCGCAGGAAGUCAAAAAGAGUGAGAAAGAAUUUGAGUUGAAGAAGCGAGAUCUGGAGUUAAAGGAAAAGAUGCAGGAAGAAGAGAUAAAGAUGAGAAGGAAAGAGCAAGAAAUAAAAGAGAGGGAACAACUUAUGAGGGAGAGGGAAUUGGAGGCAAGGCUCAAGAAAGAUGAUGAAGUUAUAAAUAUUUUAAGACAACAGCUGCAGCAGCAACAGGCUAUUUUGGAAGAGGUACAGCAGCAAAACAAAUUGCUACUGUCUCUUUACCAAAGUAGCCUGGAAAAGAAGGAAUGA
This is a messenger RNA of Rhopilema esculentum, 1051 nucleotides long. Lineage: Eukaryota; Metazoa; Cnidaria; Scyphozoa; Rhizostomeae; Rhizostomatidae. The record is from RefSeq and is a predicted model, not a curated record.